Sapajus apella (tufted capuchin) is the source of this 210-nucleotide messenger RNA. RefSeq names its product sperm protein associated with the nucleus on the X chromosome N3-like. The transcript is spliced from 2 exons. The record is from RefSeq and is a predicted model, not a curated record. NCBI's taxonomy places the organism in Eukaryota, Metazoa, Chordata, Mammalia, Primates, Cebidae. The coding region runs from base 1 to 210 and encodes 69 amino acids.
AUGAAACUGCCAACUUCAAGCACCAAUGGGGAGAAGAUGAAGAGCCUCUGUGUAUCCAAUAACAAAAAAAUAAUAAGAGCCUUAGCCUCCAAACAAACAGAGUUUAAAAAAGAAAGACAAAAAAGGUCAGAAUAUCCAGCAAUAUUAGUGUUUUACUACAGGAAGGAUAAGAAAAUAAAUUCAAAUCAACUGGAGAAUGACCAGUCCUAA